CCCCAACGUGUGAAAAUGUAUUUUGACAGAUCAAACCGGAAAUGCAAACACCAACGAAGAAGAACUGACGCCAUUCUUCCGGAACUAACCAUAGCUCAGAUAUGCGGAAAUGUACUGAUGCCUAUGCAGUUUGUCUACGGGAAGCAGGACUUUGUUCAAGGCGUGCGUGUCGACACUGACGGCAUAGCCCGGAAGGUGGAUGAGUCCAGGUUUGAUUCAGUCGUCAAAGCCGGAUGGACGGACAGGAUGGAGAGGGGGGUCUUCCGUUACCAUUUGGGGGACUUAAAAACGCGCAUCCUCCCCGGCCGCUGUGGUUUGGUGGCCCAGUUAAAUGUCAAGAGAGGAAUCGAAAGAAGGAAACCUCAGGAGAUCCUCAGCAUUCAACAGGAUUUCAACGCCAAGAAGUUUAAUUUUAACAAGGUCAAUCCAGAUGAGAUCAUAUUUGAGAUGAUUAAAGAUUCCGAGGAAGGGCACGAAAUGGGCCGUCCUCCAUGCAAGACUGUUGUGUUGGUCAAUGUCAGUCCUCUGGAGUUCGGACAUUGUCUUUUUGUUCCAGAUCCGGCACGCUGCUUUCCUCAGGUCCUCACGAGUUUCGCCAUUCAAGUUGGCAUCGAAUCAGUGUUGCUCAGCUCUGACCCAGCCUUUCGUGUGGGCUUCAACAGUCUUGGAGCUUGUGCAUCUGUCAACCAUUUACACCUCCAUGGAUAUUACCUGAAAUACAAGCUUAAUAUUGAAUCCGCACCUGUCCGCCCACUUCUUCCUGAAAAGGGGGUUUACACGUUGCCCGGCUUUCCUGCAGGUUUUCUGUUCUAUAGCGAAUCCAAAGGAGUGGAAGAUGUCGCGAGGGCCGUCUGUCGUGUCACCGACUUCCUAAUAGAGGCCAAUGUUGCUCACAACCUCUUCUUGACCAGGGGAUGUCCACCCUGCGAAGAGGAUGACAAGUUACUAAGAAAAGGCGUGCGUAUUGCUGUGUGGCCACGAAUGGCUUGUUUCGGUACCAAAGAGGAGACCGCUUUCAACGUUGCGGUAUGUGAGCUUGCAGGACAUCUGUCAUUUAAGAACAGCAAGGACUUUGAGCUCACCACCGAAUCUCAUGUGAUCGAUACCAUUCAAUGUUAUCUUCUACCGCCUGGAGAAUUUCUUCAGUUAGAAAAGCAACUGACUCAGCAUUUAAAGAUAGGGGUUUAAAGUUUGGACAAAGACACAUCGAGUAUUAUUCAUUACUCAUCAUACUAAUAAAUAACAUAAAUCUACAUUUUGCCAAGAGUGUGUUUGUGCAUUCGUUUUGAAAGAGACUUACAAUGUGCCAUUAAGAGUUUUCUGAAUUGCUGAUGAAAAUAUUUCUUAUUUUCACAGUGGUAAUUAAAAAUAACCUCCCAUACAAUAGCUACAAUAUUUUAUCAUCUUGCAGAAUGCAAUGUCUUAUACA
Molecule: messenger RNA, 1429 nt
Organism: Syngnathoides biaculeatus (alligator pipefish)
Lineage: Eukaryota; Metazoa; Chordata; Actinopteri; Syngnathiformes; Syngnathidae
Gene: gdpgp1
Product: GDP-D-glucose phosphorylase 1
Exons: 2
Coding region: 16-1188 (390 amino acids)
Biological process (GO): glucose metabolic process
Cellular component (GO): cytoplasm
Molecular function (GO): GDP-D-glucose phosphorylase activity
Source: RefSeq, a predicted model, not a curated record